AUGCUGGGGACGUUACGAAAAUCUGGAUCAACGUUCUUUCACAUAUGGACUGGUAUUGAGAUCGGUUCGAGAGAAUCUUCUGCUCUUGUAUCACAUAUACCAAGUACUCCAUUAUAUUUGAGAGGAAUUCGCUAA
Molecule: messenger RNA, 135 nt
Organism: Funneliformis geosporum
Lineage: Eukaryota; Fungi; Glomeromycota; Glomeromycetes; Glomerales; Glomeraceae
Source: the annotation of a GenBank genome assembly